AUGAUUACUUAUCUUUAUAAUCAGUUCUCUUUUUUUAUCAUUGUCCUUUCUUUUCUUUCUCAGGUUUCCUCUUUUCUUUCUUUCCUUUUCUUGACACAAAUACGAUUUCACACACUGUCCGGCUGUAACAGAGAUAUACCCUUUCUUCCUCUCUCUGGUUUUCUUUUUUCUUUCUUUCUUUCUUUACACAGUUCAGCUUGUAACAGAGAUAUAUACUUUCUUCCUCUCUGGUUUUCUCUUUUCUUCAAACGCAGGCUGUAUUCUCAGCGUACAAAUUCCUUUGCGUCUUCUGUGAUAAACCACGCGAGCUAUCGUCUUCAAUUUGGGGUUAUCGAACAGAAAUACUUGUUCUUAUAUUUCUUGUCCGGAGUUGCCUGGGAUGAAUCGGACAAGUUCCAUCAUUAUCAAAUGAGUUUCAUCUUUCCGUUCCUAAGUUAUCAGCGCUUCGAUUUCGAGUCUUGCUCCUUCAAAGACAAGACAGCAACUGACUCCCAAGUAAUUUUCUAA
Molecule: messenger RNA, 507 nt
Organism: Acanthosepion pharaonis
Lineage: Eukaryota; Metazoa; Mollusca; Cephalopoda; Sepiida; Sepiidae
Source: the annotation of a GenBank genome assembly